This is a messenger RNA of Malassezia restricta, 801 nucleotides long. Its product is annotated as 3-oxo-5-alpha-steroid 4-dehydrogenase 1. The transcript has a single exon. Gene Ontology annotation, biological process: lipid metabolic process. The coding region runs from base 1 to 801 and encodes 266 amino acids. Gene Ontology annotation, molecular function: oxidoreductase activity, acting on the CH-CH group of donors. NCBI's taxonomy places the organism in Eukaryota, Fungi, Basidiomycota, Malasseziomycetes, Malasseziales, Malasseziaceae. The record is from RefSeq and is a predicted model, not a curated record.
AUGUACCAUUGGGUCCUGCAGGGCAUGCAGGCCACGGCAGCGGCGCUGCCGUUCCUAGGAACGGUGGUGGACGCGCCGUUUGGCAAGUUUGGAUUGCCCAGCCGCUGGAAUGUGCAUGGCAAUGCGGGAUGGAUGGUCAUGGAAUGCGUGGCGCCGAUAAUCACGACCUUGUCGUUUUUUUCUGUGUCGGCUCACCACGAGGUGCAUGUGUGGGCUUGGCGGAUGCUGAGCUUGUUUCAGCUGCAUUAUGCGAACCGUGCCUUGAUACAGCCGCUUCUCAAUGCGCCCCGGUCGCCCUUGCACAUCUCGGUGGUCUUGAGUGCUGUGGCUUUUAAUGCGGCUAAUGGCUUUUUGAUGGGUACCUGGCUGGCCCACGGUGGCUCUGCGCCGCCGCCGGGCAUGAAGCUGUGGGCCUACAUCGGUCUCGUCCUCUUUGUCUUGGGUUUUGUGGGCAAUGUGUACCAUGAUGCUCUACUGCGUUCGUUGCGUCUGAAGCCUCCGUCAUCAUCGGAACAAGUGGUGCAGCAUGGUGCAUGUAUCUAUCGGAUUCCGCAUGGCGGUCUAUUUCGGUGGAUAAGCUAUCCCCACUAUGUCUGCGAGUGGAUUGAAUGGACUGGAUACGCGCUCACAUGUAUCGCUGUGGUGCCACAUACGCCCGAUGCGCUCGUGUCGUAUCCGCCGGUCCUGUUUGUCAUGCUCGAGGUGGGUGCCAUGCUGCCGCGUGCGAUGCGUGGACAUGCAUGGUAUCAACGCCACUUUGCCACGUAUCCCGCCCGAUGGGCCAUAGUGCCGUUUGUGUAG